This is a messenger RNA of Gossypium raimondii (Peruvian cotton), 1096 nucleotides long. RefSeq names its product ras-related protein RABF1. Gene Ontology annotation, molecular function: GTP binding; GTPase activity. NCBI's taxonomy places the organism in Eukaryota, Viridiplantae, Streptophyta, Magnoliopsida, Malvales, Malvaceae. The transcript has 8 exons. The coding region runs from base 229 to 834 and encodes 201 amino acids. The record is from RefSeq and is a predicted model, not a curated record.
AAGCCUAAAAGGAGUACGGUGAGUGCAAAUCCUACCAGCCUGCCAUUAACGCCUUUUAGCAAUUAGGAAUUGCCCAUUGCCCAUUGCCCAUUGCCCAUUGCCCAUUUCUGCACUAAAAUCAAUCAAAAAAAAAAAGAAUCAAAAUUCAAAACCUUGUUCUUUUAUCCACUGCUUUAAAGCUCUAAAUCAAAUUAUUACGUAGGAACUUAUAGCAAGUUAUCCUUCUUCAUGGGUUGCUCUUCUUCUCUCCCAGAUCGGAGUUCCGGGCGGUCCACUGGACUUAACAACGCGGACAAUCCUGAAGGUCCCGAUGCCAAAAAUCUACGCGUAAAGCUGGUCUUGUUAGGUGAUUCUGGAGUUGGAAAAAGUUGUAUUGUUCUUCGCUUUGUUCGUGGCCAGUUUGACCCUACAUCUAAGGUAACUGUAGGAGCUUCAUUCUUGUCACAGACAAUAGCUUUGCAAGAUUCAACUACUGUUAAGUUUGAAAUAUGGGACACUGCUGGGCAAGAGAGGUAUGCUGCAUUGGCACCUCUAUACUACAGAGGAGCUGGAGUUGCAGUUAUUGUGUAUGAUAUAACUAGUCCAGAGUCCUUCACCAAAGCACAAUAUUGGGUUAAGGAGCUACAAAAGCAUGGGAGCCCAGGUAUAGUGAUGGCCUUGGUUGGUAAUAAAGCCGACCUUCAGGAAAAGCGCGAAGUACCAGUCCAAGAUGGCAUUGACUAUGCAGAGAAGAAUGGGAUGUUCUUUAUUGAGACAUCUGCCAAGACUGCGGACAAUAUAAAUCAGUUGUUUGAGGAAAUUGCCAAGCGGCUGCCACGUCCAUCACCUUCAUGAUCAGAGGAUGGUGAUACCGAAUCAACUACUAGGUAUUUUUAAUGUUAUGCAGUUGGGAUUUCAAGUUUGUGAAUAUCGUAUUAGUACGUAACUGUGAAUGUGACUGUUCUAAGCUUUCUUAGUCUGUGAUGCAAUUCUGAAUAUGAUUUUAAAACAUUCAGUUGUGAGUUGUCAUUAUCAUCACUUAAAUCUGCCCACACUUGAAUGAUUGGUUGUAACUGUGAAAGAUUAUACUUGAAAAGUAUGCCAUGUUUCACUACCA